AUUCACCCGAGAGGAGUGGGGACAAUUGAACCCAUCUCAGAAAAUGUUGUACAGGGAUGUGAUGCUGGAGAAUUAUAGGAACUUGGUGUCUUUGGGAUUUGCAGUUUCCAAACCAGAUGUGAUCUACCAGUUGGAAAGGAAGGGAGCAUCUUGGAUGCCAGAGGCAGAUAUUCCCAGAAGCAGCUGUCCAGAGGGCAGAGAAUUCACUGGAGAUAAACCUCUUGAAUGUAAUGAAUAUGGGAAGGCCUUCUGGAGCAAGGAGCAUCUUGGUUUGCAUCACCGAAUUUAUACUGAAGAGAAACCAUAUGAAUGUAGUGAAUGUGGGAAGGCCUUCAGGACUAAAAUAAAACUUGGAGUCCAUCACAGAAUUCAUACUGGAGAGAAACCUUAUGAAUGUAGUGAAUGUGG
Molecule: messenger RNA, 408 nt
Organism: Trichosurus vulpecula (common brushtail)
Lineage: Eukaryota; Metazoa; Chordata; Mammalia; Diprotodontia; Phalangeridae
Product: zinc finger protein 58-like
Biological process (GO): regulation of DNA-templated transcription
Source: RefSeq, a predicted model, not a curated record